GGGCAGGACUUCUGCAGAUCUGUGCUGGGACUUUUAAUCCAGAUGUCACCGUUUGCAGACACAUUAGCCCCAGGGCGCCAGCGGGAAAAGGGAGACAAUUUCGAGGGGGCUGGCGGGACGGGAGCAGCAGCGUAGCUGGAGAGUCCGCUCCACGCCGGCCGCCGCCUCGCCCAGGUCCCGCCCUCGGCCCGUCGGUGCCGUCCCGGCGAGUCCCCGGCGCGGCCAUGAGCAAGCAGAGCGUGCGCACCGCCGCGCUCGUCCUGUGCAUCCUGUCCUACCUGCUCGUCGGUGCCGCGGUCUUCGACGCGCUCGAGUCCGAGGCGGAGCGCGGCCGGCAGCAACUGCUGGCCCAGAAGCGAAGCGAGUUCCGGAGGAAGUACGGCUUCUCAGCCGAGGACUACCGCGAGCUGGAGCGCCUGGCGCUGCAGGCCGAGACGCACCGCGCCGGCCGCCAGUGGAAGUUCGCCGGCUCCUUCUACUUCGCCAUCACCGUCAUCACCACCAUCGGGUACGGCCACGCCGCGCCAGGCACGGACUCGGGCAGGGUCUUCUGCAUGUUCUACGCGCUCCUGGGCAUCCCCCUGACGCUGGUCACCUUCCAGAGCCUGGGCGAGCGGCUGAAUGCGCUAGUGCGGCGCCUCCUGCUGGCGGCCAAGCGCUACCUGGGCCUGCGGCGGCCGCGAGUGUCCACCGAGAACAUGGUGGUGGCCGGGCUGCUGGUGUGCGUCGCCACCCUGGCCCUCGGGGCCGCCACCUUCGCGCAUUUUGAGGGAUGGACCUUCUUCCACGCCUACUACUACUGCUUCAUCACCCUCACCACCAUCGGCUUCGGCGACUUCGUGGCGCUGCAGAGUGACGAGGCUCUGCAGAGGAAGCCGCCCUAUGUGGCCUUCAGCUUCCUCUACAUCCUGCUGGGGCUCUCGGUCAUCGGCGGCUUCCUCAACCUCGUGGUCCUGCGCUUCCUCGCCGCCAGCUCCGACACGCCCGAGAGUGCUGCCCGCCGCGUCAGCCCUUUCCGCCGGGGGGCGCCCAAGAGCCGCGGCCUAGACCGGCCCCGCCGCGUUGCCGGCGUCCGGGCCGACACCUGGGUCGCGCACCGCAUCCUCCAGCUGCAGAUGCCGGCCUGUGACAAUCCAGGCUUCUCCCCGCCUUGGAGUCCCACGGCUGUGCGCGGUGGCAGGGCAGACAGGCCCCGCGCCAGGCGGAAGUCCGUCUGAUCCAGCCGUAACUGGCUGGGCUCCAGCUGCAUGGGAGCAUGGGAGGGUCUGAUUUCACCUUUCAGGGCACCCCAGGGCCUGGAGCGGGGUGAGGGGUCUCGGGGCUGUCUUGGGGUGAGCAUCUUCGGUGACUCUUCCCCUUCCUCCCAGCCCCUCCAGAAAUGUACCAAUGCCGUCUCAGAAGCA
This is a messenger RNA of Heterocephalus glaber (naked mole-rat), 1403 nucleotides long. It is a transcript of the gene Kcnk15, whose product is annotated as potassium two pore domain channel subfamily K member 15. NCBI's taxonomy places the organism in Eukaryota, Metazoa, Chordata, Mammalia, Rodentia, Bathyergidae. Gene Ontology annotation, cellular component: plasma membrane. Gene Ontology annotation, molecular function: potassium ion leak channel activity; outward rectifier potassium channel activity. Gene Ontology annotation, biological process: potassium ion transmembrane transport; stabilization of membrane potential. The record is from RefSeq and is a predicted model, not a curated record.